AUGGAAUUGUUUUUGUUUUUGUUUUUCUCUCUAGCACUGGAGUAUAUUCUAAGUGGAUUGGUGGUCAUCAUUCUUUUAGUCGCAAUCCUACAUUGUGUAAGGAAGACAUCAGAUAAUCCAAGACAGCGUAAAUUAAAGUCCCUUAUUCUACUGAAACACUAUAGCUAUGCGAAAAUAAAAACAAUUACAAAGUCAUUCGCCAAAGUGGUUGGAAAAGGCGGAUUUAGAACUGUUUACAAAGGAACCCUUUGUGAUGGUCGUAGUGUUGCAGUGAAGAUCUUGAAAGACUCAAAGGGUAAUGGGGAAGACUUCAUUAAUGAAGUUUCUAGCAUGAGCAAAACAUCUCAUGUCAACAUUGUCGACUUGCCUGGAUUCUGCUCUGAAGGUUCCAGGAAAGCAAUUCUUUAUGAAUUUCUGGAAAAUGGAUCUCUUGAUAGGUUCAUCUCGAGAAAUGCCUCAACGAAUUUGGACUGGACAACACUAUACAACAUCGCCCUAGGCAUUGCUCGAGGUCUAGAGUACUUACACCAUGGCUGCAAAGCAAGGAUUGUACACUUCGACAUAAAACCACAAAAUGUACUGUUAGAUGACAAUCUUUGCCCAAAAGUUUCAGACUUCGGCCUUGCUAAGCUCUGCAAGAAGAAGGAAAGCAUCUUGUCACUACUGGACACAAGAGGAACGAUAGGGUACAUUGCACCCGAAGUGUUUUCAAGAAUGUAUGGUAGAGUCUCCCACAAAUCAGAUGUGUAUAGCUAUGGAAUGUUGGUCUUUGAGAUGAUAGGAGCAAGGAACAAAGAAAGAGCUUAUGAGAACUCUGCAUCGAACGCAAGCUCAAUGUACUUUCCAGAAUGGAUCUAUAGGGAUCUUGAGAAGCAAGAAACUGGAAGGCUUGUCGAGAAUGGAAUCAGCAGCGGAGAAGAGAAUAUUGCAAAGAAGAUGACAUUGGUGGGUUUGUGGUGUAUUCAGUCUUCCCCAUCAGAUCGCCCGUCGAUGAACAGAGUGGUGGAGAUGAUGGAAGGAAGUCUUGAAUAUCUUGAAGUGCCUCCGAGGCCUGUCUUGCAGCCACUUCCAGCAGCACCGCUUUCUUUUUGUAUUUCAGAGGAGAGUUCAAGCGCCUCCGAGGUACUAAUAUGCUCCACAACUUGA
Molecule: messenger RNA, 1146 nt
Organism: Eutrema salsugineum
Lineage: Eukaryota; Viridiplantae; Streptophyta; Magnoliopsida; Brassicales; Brassicaceae
Product: LEAF RUST 10 DISEASE-RESISTANCE LOCUS RECEPTOR-LIKE PROTEIN KINASE-like 2.5
Biological process (GO): protein phosphorylation
Molecular function (GO): protein kinase activity; ATP binding
Source: RefSeq, a predicted model, not a curated record